Messenger RNA from Apiotrichum porosum, 1857 nucleotides. RefSeq lists its product as uncharacterized. The coding region runs from base 1 to 1857 and encodes 618 amino acids. Gene Ontology annotation, cellular component: spliceosomal complex. NCBI's taxonomy places the organism in Eukaryota, Fungi, Basidiomycota, Tremellomycetes, Trichosporonales, Trichosporonaceae. The transcript is spliced from 13 exons. The record is from RefSeq and is a predicted model, not a curated record.
AUGGACAUCAAUAAGAUGUUCAAGCUGCCGACCCUUCCCAGCGGAACGGGUCUAAAGCGAAAGAUGUCAGACCUCCCGACGGCAGACGUCCUGAAGCGCUUCAAGCCUGAAGAACCGUCUCUGUCCUCUUCGAAUGAUGGAAAAUCUGCCAUUGUAGAGGAUGAGGACGAUUUAAUUACGACAGAAGAAUCUCCCCAGGGGGACUAUGAUGAUGGCGAUGAUGAGGGACGAUUCUUUGGGGGCGGUCUCAACGAUGAACAAAACCAAAUUCUGGAUAUCUUCGACAAGGCGGGUGACGAAGACGAGGAGACCGCCAUGACAGCGCCCGCUCUUCGCCGAUUGUUGGCGAAGUUUGAUCGGACUGUCGCAAAGAAUGCUGAACAGCGUGGCAAGUUCCCCGAGGAUCCGGCAAAAUUUAUCGACUCCGAGUCGGACUUGGACUCCAUCUUGAAGCAAUUUCUCCCGCUUACCCAAAACCCGGCCCUUUACUACCCCGAAUUGGUCAAGACUGGUACUGUUGGAUUGCUUGCUAGUCUCCUCAGUCACGAGAACACCGAUAUCGCGAUCGAUGUCGUGCAGGUUGUGCAGGAGUUGACCGACGAGGACGUAGGCGCGGAAGACGAGAAUCUCUCGGAUAUGGAGGACGAGGACCGGGCCUCCGCUACUCGUAUUGCUCUGGCCCAGUUUAUUGACGAGUUGCUCUUGCACUCUAUCUUUGAGUUGUUGGUCUCCAAUUUGAACCGUCUGGACGAGAGUGAAGACACCGAUCGUCAAGGCGUUUUCCAAAUCCUUGGCAUCUUUGAGAAUCUGUUGGCAUUCAUGCCCCCGCUCGCCGACCAGAUUGGAUCCACCACGACUCUGUUGCAGUGGCUCCUGGAACGAAUGGCUCGCAAGCCGUUUGACAGCAAUGCCCAGUACGCUUCUGAAAUUCUCUCCAUCCUUCUGCAAGGCAGCCAGUCGAAUGCCCUCAAGGUCGCAAACGACCAUGGUGUCGACACCCUUUUGACGUUGUUAUCCCAAUAUCGCAACGCAGACCCCAAGGACGGAGAAGAGGAAGAGUUCAUGGAGAACACCUUUGACAGUCUGUGCGCCCUUCUCAACCUGCCUGAAUGCAAGGCGAUGUUCCUCGAGGCAGAAGGCGCCGAGUUGAUGAUCAUUAUGAUGAAGGAGAAGGUUCUCUCGCGGAAUAGGUCGAUCAAGGUUCUGGACUACGCAAUGCGGACAGAACAAGGCGCUCCCAACUGUGAACGCUUUGUGGAGAUGCUUGGCUUGAAGUCACUGUUCUCAACGUUCAUGGGCAAGGGCGAUAAGAAGAAGAAAGGUCGGCACUUGGCGACGACGUUUGAAGACAACGAGCACAUGCUGGGCAUCCUGGUUAGCUUGUUCACAAAUCUAUCAUCGGAUUCCCCGCCUCGCAUCCGCUUAAUUGCAAAAUUCGUCGAAGUGGAUUACGAAAAGGUAGACCGCCUCUUGGAGCUGCGGGGUGCGGCGGUUGCGAAGCUCAAGACGACAGACCACCGCAUUGUCGCUCAGCGAAAAGUGAUGGUGGACAACCAGGAAGAAAUCAAUGAUGAACAAGAAGACGAAUGGUACCUCAGUCGUCUUGAUGCUGGCCUUUCGGCCCUUCAAGCUGCAGACUAUAUCCUGGCGUGGAUCUGCAUGGAGGAUGAUGGAGUCAAGGCGCACGCAGAGAGGCUUCUGAAGAGAACGGGGGAAUCUCUCAAUGGCGUGGCAAAUGUACUGAAGGAAAUGGCGGAGCGUAUUGAAAUUGACGACGAGGCUUCUCAAGACGAUCCGGAUGUCCAGCAGAGGAUAGUUCUCGAUAGUCUCGUCCGCUUCCUGGAGGAGUCUCCGUGA